This is a messenger RNA of Sitodiplosis mosellana (orange wheat blossom midge), 2647 nucleotides long. RefSeq lists its product as uncharacterized. Bases 381 to 1364 code for a protein of 327 amino acids. Lineage: Eukaryota; Metazoa; Arthropoda; Insecta; Diptera; Cecidomyiidae. The transcript is spliced from 2 exons. The record is from RefSeq and is a predicted model, not a curated record.
UAUGAUUCCAAAAAAUGCAUACGUAGUCUUCUAGUAAGUGUAUUUGUGUGUUCUUGUAUGUAUGUAUAUGUGUGUUUGUGUGACGAUAUAGGACGAAAUAGAUGUGUAUGUUAUGUGUGCGCCGUUUUCUCUUGGUCCUCCCAUAAAUCUAGUAUAUCGAAUAGCAUGUAAGUGCGCUUGUCAUCUCACUGUUAAUUCAGUUUCAAUUUAAUUGGUUUCUCUCUAAAUAAAAGCUAAGUGUCGAAAUAUAAAAACCACCAAUGCAGAAAAAAAUUCCUAUUCUUUCAAUGUUCAGAAUGAUAAUGUUCAGUAACCAAUUUCUUAAAUUUUGUAAUAAAGAUGAUUAAUUGGUGUGUGUGGAAACAACGAUUAUUGAAACGAUGUCAAACCAUUCAGAUUUAUCUUUAUUGACUGUGUCAUCAGGAUUAGUUGAUCCUAAUUUUUUGAAUAUUGGGCAUCGACUGAAUAGUAGUAAACAAAGGUUGAAUAAAUUGAGCCGCGAGACAAGCCCAAUCCCGAAUGCGUUGGAUGUCCAAAGACCAGCUUUUUUAUCCGAAAGAAAUGAUUUGUUCCGGAGUUGUGGCAAACUUUCUACGCUAUUGGGGAUUCAAAGGAGUUUUAGCACAAACGACAUUACCAACAAAACACUUGAAACAGUUAAUAGUCGUACUGGUCAUAGAAUUGUUUCAUUGCGCCACACUGUCUCAGAGCUUGCUUUGAAUUCUUUUCUACGAUAUGGUUAUAUGAAGGAUAGUGCUCGUUUAUCGCGGUCUUGUUCCACUUGGGUUGCGGUUGGCGAAUUGGAUACUUCCACAUCGCAGCUCCCAAGUCCCCAUGGUCAUUGUACCAGUAGUUUAAGUAUGAAUUCAUCGCAACAACAACUCAGUCCAUCAAACUUAUUUGGACACAGUCAAAUUGCUAGUAUAUCCCAACCAUCAUCAGUUAAUAAAAACAUUAGGGAGAGUUACAUUCGAAACCGCCUAUUAACAACACAUCGUGCAAUUGAACGUCUAUCUCAGAGCGAAUUCAAUUUAGAUCAAUUGGCUACUAUGGCAACAACUACGAUUACAGUAUCUGAAGGUCUCGGCCCUGUGGAAACUGUACAGUUAAUUAUACCUGAGCAAUACCUGGAUAAACCAACCCAAGCACAGCCUGACGAUACUUUGAUCAAAUUGAGUACAACAACUCAGAAAAGUAAAUAUAAGCUAAUUGGCGCUACAAGUAUGGGCCGAAACUUGACCAUCCAGGACAUAGAAAAAGAACGAGGGAGACCUCUUUCGAAAUAUGAUCGAAAUUACAUGAUUUUUAAUUGGCUUCAUUCCAUUGACCAAACAUCGACAGCUGAAGACAAAUCUGAAUUGUAGUUCACAUCCCUGUUGUCUGUCUGAAGACAAUGGAAAGAAAGUUAAAGUAUAUUAUAGUCAUGUAUUAUUUAAUAUUGCUUAUUAAAAUAAAAAAAAUCAGAGGUAACAUUUAUUCGGACGUUUUAUUCACUAUGAAAAUUAUAGAAUUAAAUUGUUAAGGCGUAAGAUAACACAUAAACAUCUUUUCUCUCGAAAAAUUGCUGGUUAGCCUUCUUUAGUUUUUUCUCCGGUUCCGAGGUCAUUUAACAUUUGCAAAGUUUCCUGUUCCAUCUGACGAACCAUAAUUGGUUUUUCAUACUGCGAAUAUAAAGAAAAUUGUACAUAGAAUAGUUUUUAUUUUUCAAAAUAACUCACUAUUGGUGAGUCGAAAUAAAACUGUAAAUUCAGAACUUUGCUGACAAACAUACAUACAGUAAUGAUUAAAGUGUUAUGUUGAUGUAUUAUUGACAUUGCAUCUAGUUGUGGUAGAAGAUUACAACGACUCAGCUCAGGAACGUGAAUCUCCUUGAAGUAUUUCUUAUUCGUGGUGCGAAUUACUAUGGACCGCUUAGCAUUGUCAACUUUAAUCAAAUAAGUUUCUAUGGGAUACGAUAGGUUUCGUAUUCGCCAUUCAAUAUUAUGCCGUGUUAUUCUCUUUGUUAGAAUCGGCUGUUAGAAAAAGAUAUUUACAUUCUUUAAAUGAAAGAUUUCUCAAGAAUUUUGUUCAAAACGUUCAAGAACUACCAUUAUAUCUGUUUCCUUUACAAGGAAAUUCGAAUCAAACGUGGGUCGAAUUAUUUCACCUAGCUCAAUGUCCCAGUCAAAAAAAGAUCCAUUCAACUCAUUGAAUUCCGUGUGCAGUCCCAUAAUAUUUUGUUUCUUCUUCCAUGCACGUCGCAUCAAAAUACCUGUCUCUAUAUUAUAUUCUUCUAUCAUUUCUUUAUCAUCGUUGAAUUUGUAGUGGAAUUUUCGAAUUUUCCCUGAACAAAAUAAUGUUUUUUCUGCAUUUCGAAUGUAAUUCAUCCAACGUUCAUAUGACAUAUUUUUUACACUCUAUUUUUGGUUUCUCUAUUUGUUAUCUCUAGGAAAAAAAACUUUCACUCUUUUCAAUGUGAGACAUGGGUGGAAAAUUAUAUUGCAUAUACGAUGAAUACUGUCAAAAAUGACAGCUCUUGAAACAAAGCACAUGUAAAGCAGUUUUAUAUUAUCCAAAUUAUAAAAUCUAUGCAUAUGUAUUUAUUAAUAUCAACUCAUUUUUACUGAAUAAAUAAUAUUCAAUAAAAAAUGACAAUACUCGAAUAAAA